CAGUGAGCUUUCAUAUCACCAGUGUUGAUCCAAAUGGAACACAGCACCACGCAUAUUAAGCGCAAGCCUCCUUCAUCCACGGCCUCUUCGAGUAACAAGCGCCGACGUCACCGGCCUCCUGCAUCUCCAACACCAGCGCCGAGUGCUCCCCUUUCCCGCCCCAAACCCAAGACGCGGCGACUUGCCACUUCUAACAAAGUUGCGGAGUCAAAGCCAAAAGAGAAAAGGAGAAAAGUGGAGCAGUUGACACUAUUCAGUCGCUACGCAGACCCAUUGGUACAGAGUCCCAAGCCUCAGAUCAAUCACCGCAGUACUGGAGCCACUAUAUUAGAGACUCCGCCAGUUCGCCGUACCGAGCCAGGAUCUGUCAAUGGAGGGACAGUGGAUUUAGCCACAGUGCCGGAUAUGACGAAGCUGGAGAUAGUGGAGGGAGACGAAAUUCUGGAGACGAUGCUGAGAGCGAGCACGCCGAGAGUGAAGCGUAAAUUCCCAUCAGAAGAAGCUUUAACGGACAGUGAGCAGAAGGAUCGGGAGAUUUUACGUCGUCGACGGGUGAAAUUGAGAAGUCAGUACUCGGCAAUGAAGGACCAGCAAGUUGGCGAUGUCGGCUUUACAGUCCCGACACAGAGUCUUAACAUUGAGAGGAAUUUGUUCCAAUCAGAGGAUAAAACGGAGCAAAUUAAAGCUGAAGAAGUGGAGCGUGCGCAGUUGGAAGAGGAGGAAGCGGAGACGGACGAAGAGACGACUGAGAGCAAGAUCAACCGGCUAAGCAAAGCGAUUCACUUGAACUGGCGCCAAUUUUGUCUGUGGUUGCUGUCGGGUGCUUUCCUGCUCUGUGUAGUGGUUGUGACAGCACCUUUUGUCAAGAAAUUACUGGAGCCAUCGUUGCCGUACUGCGAUAGCGAAUGGAUUGAGGCAAACGAGGGAUCUUUUGUGCUUGCGGACCCUGCAGACUACUUUGAUCGCUCGAAGGCAUUGCAGCCUUUUAUUGAAUCCACUGAUAUAUCUACCCAGACAUCGAGACCACUCUGUCAACCAUGUCCAGUGUAUGGCAACUGUCUCAAUGGCUCCGUGAUAUCAUGUGCGCCUCCAUAUUUAUUGCACUCCGGAGUCUGCAAGGAAAAUCCUGAAAUUCAGGAAAAUCUCGACCAACUUGCACUUACGAUCCAGAAAUUUGUCGUCGAUAAGGCUGCGAAGAAUGUGUGCGACAACGUGUCGUUGUGGAGCUAUCUCAAUCCUGGAAGCAAAGCAGAGUCCACGAGAGACCUUGCGUCGCCAAUAGAAGUGCUGCUGUUUGAUGUGCAGGCCUUCGUGACAAGAACGAUCUCGUUCGGCAAGGCUGUGGCGAUGCUGCCUCGUGAGUACGUGUUCAAUCGCGCUCUGGAUAUGGCUCUGCGUGACCUAAAGGACAUCGUCGUAACCGAGGACCAGAGACAACUCAUUGUGGGCGGCAGUGUCGUGCCGUGGUCGUGCCGCGCCAAGCUCCAACUGUACUCACACUUUAAACUUAUCGCACUGGCUGUCGCAUUGGGGACUGCGUUGGUCUUCAGCUACCGACACUUCCUCUUAUAUCGCACAGAACGGCAAUUGGUGGAUCGAUUCGUGAAAGAAGUGCGCUUCUUCCUUUUAGACCGGACACGCAAACGCGAUCGAUUCUACCCGUCUGACCAUCUUCGUGACGAUCUGUUCGAGAAACAAUCUCUUCAGAAUCGAGCUUGGCUGUGCAAGAGUGUCUGGCCCAAAGUUGUGGCUGUUGUGAACGAUGAAUCUCGCAUUAGGACGCGGGUGAUCAAAGUGCGAGGUCAAGAUCUGGUCGUGUGGGAGUGGGUUUCGUCAUCGUCACCAACGCAUAGACGACCCGGAGGUAACAGAGGCGGAGGCUUCCACGCUGCAUCGAGGUCACAACAAGUAACGGGCGAUCGCUCUAGAUCGACACACGUGCACCAACGCAAGAAGGUUACAUGAGUGACCUCGUCAAUAGUGAUUCACUUUUAAGGAUCUCGCGCAGCAAUUUUUGAUUAAUGACGUUAACGGGUAUCACUGACACUUCCUGAUUGUGUCUUUGUUGUUGUGUUUAGUCGUAGAAAUGAGGACAGAGAUCGUCAGGAGAGAUGGCAGUGAGUGAUUCGAGGGAAAAGCUGCUCCGAUCACGAAAUUCGUCUUCACCGUCGCUCCCAGGCUUCUCUGACGUUAAUGCCGAUGCUGUCUGGUAACUGGUAAGCAACUCAAUGGUCUGUGUGAGCCAUCGACGUCUUCCUUUCAUUGAGUCUUCUUUCUCGCCGUGGUGACGAAGGCGUUGAGACUCUUGCUCGAACAAGUGACGCGCACGAUCCAGAGCUUUGAGCGCGAUGGAUUUCGUCUCCAUUUUGCUUUCUCGAUUGUCCGCGAUCAACGCGCUUCUCUCUUGUGGAGGCGGCACCAGUGCACAGACUGCACGAGCAGAGGACUCAAGCAACUUCGGAGUUUUAACGCCGGAGCAGCUCUGACACAGUUGACAAAGCAGAAAAUGACCGUCGAGCUCCAUUACUUGCUGUCGAUUGGGUCUGGAGUUCGCAAUAACAGCGAAGGAUUCACAGAGAGCGAUGAGUGCUGCACCAACACCACGCUCGUCAUCGUCGUGUUUCGUGUCGGGGAUGGCACCAAGUGCAUAGAGCAGCACUUGGAGUCCAUUCUGUGCGGCUACACGGGCUUUGUUCGGCUGGUUUUGGUGACAGAGACAAGCGAGUGCAGUGGAUGCAGCCUCGAUGACUAGAGGCUGACUCACUGCAUCUACCAGUAAUUGCAGGAGCAGCGUUGAUGCGUUGCUGUAGCCGAUAGUGAGUUGGUUCACCGAAGUGUAAGCCAAAUUAGCAAGACCAACUGCUCCUGCCCGAGCAAGCUGUGGACUCCGCUGUAGAUUAGCAGCUGUGAGACACGCAGUCAGUGCCGUGGGCGCUUCAGCCGCCAUCAAUGCGCUUUGGUUUACUACGUGAUUGAACGCCACGUUCCCGAGAAGCUUAGCAGCCUCAGUUUGUACACCAGCACUUGAGCUUUCUCGAACAUAUCGCACUACUAUUGGCAGGAAGUAUGGACUAGCAGCGAUUUGAGAACGCAGAAUUUCACAAUCUGAAAUAACAGCAGGUGUGAGUUUCAAACUAGUUUAGUACUGAAUGAGCUUCGUACCAUGAGAUAAAUUGACGAGUGCACUCAGUAUGUUUUCCUGGACAGCGAGGUCCCAAGGCAAAGGAAG
Messenger RNA from Phytophthora nicotianae INRA-310, 3229 nucleotides. RefSeq lists its product as hypothetical. The coding region runs from base 34 to 1965 and encodes 643 amino acids. The record is from RefSeq and is a predicted model, not a curated record. The transcript has 2 exons. Gene Ontology annotation, molecular function: chromatin binding. Lineage: Eukaryota; Oomycota; Peronosporomycetes; Peronosporales; Peronosporaceae. Gene Ontology annotation, cellular component: nuclear inner membrane.